AUGCGCUUCGUAUCGCGAGCGUCUCUGCCAUAUCUUCGCAUCUCCAUUUUCACGGUCCUCGUAGCGUUAUGGUAUUUCUUCCGCCAUCCCCGCGCCUCACCAACAUAUAAUGGACCUCCUGACUGGGACUUGAUUUUGAAAAGUCCGACGACUUCAUCAGCUUGUCCGAAUUUCCCGGGGACAUCUAACAUCGGGGUAGCAAUCAAGACAGGCGCAACGGAAGCCACAGAGAAGAUCCCAGCGUUAAUGCAAACCAGACUUCGCUGCCUCGAGAAUGUGUUCUUCUUUUCUGAUCUCGAACAAGAUAUUGAUAGUCACCACCUCUACGACGCACUAGACACCAUCUCCGAAGCCUUCCUGAACGAGAACCAGGACUUCACUUUCUACCGCCAGCAAAAAACUCUGUGGCAAAGAACCCAAAACAUAACAUCCCUCCGCGGCACCAAGAACCCGGAAUCCCCCAACGUCCUCGCCGCCUGGACACUAGAUAAAUACAAAUUCAUCCACAUCGUCGAGAAAACAUGGGCGUUGAAACCAGAUCUGGAUUGGUACCUGUUCCUCGACGCAGACACAUAUGUCGUAUGGCCGAACAUGAUCCAUUGGCUCUCUACCCUCGAUCCAAAUAGAAAGUCGUAUUUCGGCUCCGAAGUCAGCAUCAACGACAUCGCCUUCGCUCACGGCGGUUCGGGCAUCAUCCUCUCUAAAGCGCUGGUGUAUGAGAUUGCCGUCACGCGUAAAGGCGUCGCCGCGCAGUGGGAUGGGAGGACGAAGGAGAGGUGUUGUGGCGAUCUCGUGCUUGCGGAGAUGAUGCGUGAGUUUGGGACGAGGUUGAGGGAUGUGUGGCCCCUGAUGAGUGGGGAGAGGCCGGAGAGUCUGCCGUUUGGACCGGGGAGCGGGGAGUAUUGGUGUAAACCUGCGUUGACUUUUCAUCAUGUUUCGGUCGCGGGGAUGAAACGGUUUUCAGAUUUCGAGGAGGCGUGGUGGGAUAGGACGAAGAUGCCGUUGAGACAUGCUGAUGUGCUGAAGGAGCUUUGGCUGCGUGAUAUGACUGAGAGGCGCGAGAACUGGGAUAAUCUCGCCGCGGACAAAGGCGAGUUUGGCAAGACUGGGGGCGUGAAGAAGGUUGCUGCGACAUUCGAGGAGUGUAAGAGCGCUUGUGAGGGUGAUGAAGACUGUUUUCAGUUUUCGUGGCAUGGAGGGAAGUGUUUUGUGGGGAGGAGUGUGAGGUUUGGGGAGGAGAGGAUUCCGGAUGAGGGGGGCGAAUGGACGAGUGGGUGGAGUUUGACGAGGUUGGAGAGCUGGAUGGGCAGGCAGGAGGGGUGUGAUGGGGUGGAGUGGCCGGGUCAGAGAUGA
This is a messenger RNA of Glarea lozoyensis ATCC 20868, 1353 nucleotides long. RefSeq lists its product as uncharacterized. The transcript has a single exon. Bases 1 to 1353 code for a protein of 450 amino acids. The record is from RefSeq and is a predicted model, not a curated record. Gene Ontology annotation, cellular component: membrane. Gene Ontology annotation, molecular function: glycosyltransferase activity. NCBI's taxonomy places the organism in Eukaryota, Fungi, Ascomycota, Leotiomycetes, Helotiales, Helotiaceae.